This is a messenger RNA of Cariama cristata (Red-legged seriema), 370 nucleotides long. RefSeq names its product CMRF35-like molecule 2. The record is from RefSeq and is a predicted model, not a curated record. Gene Ontology annotation, molecular function: transmembrane signaling receptor activity. Gene Ontology annotation, cellular component: plasma membrane. NCBI's taxonomy places the organism in Eukaryota, Metazoa, Chordata, Aves, Cariamiformes, Cariamidae. The transcript is spliced from 2 exons. The annotation marks the transcript as partial.
AUGGGGAUGUCGUCAGGCUGGGGCUGGCUCCUUCUCCCAGUUUGCCAGGCUCUGGUUGUCCCCAGGGAGGUCAGUGGCCGGACAGGGGAGACGCUCUCCCUCCGCUGCUGGUACCCCUCGGGCUAUGAGGGCUACAACAAGUACUGGUGCCGGGGGGCCAGCCGGGACUCGUGCCGUAAGGUGGUGGAGACGGCAGGCAGGGAAGUGCCCCAGCGGCACGGCCGGGUCUCCAUCCAGGACAACCACAUCUUCUGCGUGGCUCUGCUCAACAUAGAGAAGCUCUCCAAGGCGGAUGCUGGGAGUUACUGGUGCGGGGUCGAGAGGAUGGGCAGGGACCUCAUGGAGCCGGUGACAGUGAGGGUGGUCCCAG